Messenger RNA from Spinacia oleracea (spinach), 2383 nucleotides. Its product is annotated as floral homeotic protein APETALA 2. Gene Ontology annotation, molecular function: DNA-binding transcription factor activity; DNA binding. Bases 388 to 2157 code for a protein of 589 amino acids. Gene Ontology annotation, biological process: regulation of DNA-templated transcription. The record is from RefSeq and is a predicted model, not a curated record. Lineage: Eukaryota; Viridiplantae; Streptophyta; Magnoliopsida; Caryophyllales; Amaranthaceae. The transcript is spliced from 10 exons.
UUCAACAUCCAGCUCAUAUUUAUCAGUCGUAGGUUCUUUUUCUUUUUCAUUUUUUUUUGGGUGGGUGUUUUCGCAAACUAAACACACUUUGAAGCUUUCCUCUUUCUUCUUUCUCUCUCCAUCUUUUCUUUAAUAAAUUCUUCUCAGUAGCUACUCAUAGAAUCUCAAAUCUAGAGAGAGAAAACAGCAUAAACAGGGCUUUCUUUUUAGAGAGAGAUUGAGAAAACAAAAGAAGAGUUCUUCUUCUUUCCCAAAAGAGAUAAAACAAAGGAAAGAAGAAGAAUACCAUCAGAUGAUAAAGUGAGAGAUUUGAUCAUCCGAAUCAAACUUGGGUUUUUGUGAGCUUAAUUUUCCAGGGAGGGAAUUUACUUUUUUUUAUUUUUAAAAAUGUGGGAUCUAAAUGGUUCACCUGAUGAGGCAACAAGAGCUGCUAGAGGAGGAGGAGGAGGGUACGCCGAUUCAGAGGGCGGCUCUUCCCUUAAAACGACGUCGUUAGACGCCGAUGACAAGAAUUCCACCUCCUCUGCCAUCGUCAUCGACGACGGUGGUGAACGAUCCGACGGUGACGAACCUAGUGGCGACGGAAAGAAGCGUGCUAACAAUACUAACCCUACCAUUACCAACCGUCGCCUUUUCGGCUUUUCUUUUCUAACCAAUAAUAACAUCAAUAAUAAUGAUGACGAAGAUGAUGAUAAUAAUUCUUCCUUCUCCGGCGAACCGCCGGUGACACAUCAGUUUUUCCCCGUAGAAAUUGACGUUUCGGGUGGAGAUAUUGCCGGUACCUCCACCGGAAACUUCACUACGAUGUCCCAUUGGGAUGGAACACGGUACACAACGACGACGUCAGACACCUUGCCGGCUGCUACUACUCUAAUGGGCUCAUCUGGGAGUAAUAAGCCCACCGAGUUAGCCCAGCCCAUGAAGAAGAGCCGGCGUGGCCCACGUUCUCGGAGCUCCCAAUAUCGCGGCGUUACUUAUUACCGGCGAACUGGCCGUUGGGAGUCUCAUAUAUGGGACUGCGGGAAGCAAGUCUAUCUCGGUGGAUUUGACACAGCUCAUGCGGCUGCUCGUGCAUAUGACAGGGCAGCAAUUAAGUUCAGAGGAGUUGAUGCCGACAUAAACUUUACCCUUGAAGACUACCAAGAUGACUUGAAGCAGAUGGGGAAUUUAACCAAGGAAGAAUUUGUUCACAUACUUCGCCGACAAAGUACUGGCUUUCCUAGAGGAAGUUCUAAGUAUAGGGGUGUUACCUUGCACAAAUGUGGUCGUUGGGAGGCUCGUAUGGGCCAAUUCUUAGGCAAAAAGUAUGUCUACUUGGGGCUCUUUGAUACCGAAGUUGAAGCUGCUAGAGCUUAUGACAAGGCCGCGAUUAAAUGCAAUGGGAAAGAUGCAGUUACAAACUUUGAUCCUAGCAUCUAUGAAGAAGAGCUGAAAGCAGCUGGAUGUUCAACUAGCGGCGGGGAUGGUGUUGGUGGUGGUGGUGGUGGUGGUGAGCACAACCUUGAUUUGAGCUUGGGAGGAGGAGGAGGAUCAUCAAGCACUAGGAUAAAUACCGGUCUAGAUUUUCGAGAUAAUCCUACAAUGCAAGAUCAACAACAAUUUUCAAGCUCAAUGCAACUUGAGCUAAAUUGGCAAAAUCAAGGCUCUAGGCCUAAGGAUGCAUAUGGUCAUGAUCAUGCUGAAACAAUGCAACUCCUAAGCCAAACUCGGCUUCAAUCAUCUCCAACCUCGUUAAAGCCUAACGAGAUUUCAUCGAUGCAUAAUCGAUAUGCUGGCCAAAUGCCUGUUUUCGUUCCCCCUCAUCUCAACUCCUCGAAUUAUCAUCAUCAUCAUCAAAUUCAAUUUCCAAGCAGCAGUAAUGGAGGCAGGAUAGAUCUAAUGUUGUCAAACAACAACAACAUUAAUAGUAGUAUUAAUAAUAACAGUAACGAAAUUCGACAACACCAACAACAACAACAACAGCAGCAACAACAACAACAAUUACAAUUACAACAGCAGCACCACCAACAACAGCAACAGCAAUGGCAAGCAGGGAUUCAUCCCCAAAUGUUUGCUACUGCUGCAGCAUCAUCAGGAUUCUCACAGCAGAUAUCAAGACCCCCACCAAACUGGACGCCUCCUAAUACUGGCUUCCACCCUCUGAUGAGACCCUCUUAAAAAAAAAACAAUUAUCUAUAUUUUUUGAAAAAUAUAUAUAAUUUGUAAUUCAAUUUCAUCACUCCCUCUUUUCCCUAAUUUAACCCUUAUUAAGUUCAUUUUAUUAUAUCUAUGUAAUUAAAGCCAAAUCUUUUGUGAUUUGUUUUUUGGGCUUUUUUCUUUUUUGAUUUGGGGAGAUUGAUAUUAUAAAAAAAAACCCCAAAAAGAAAAAAGGGGAAAUUUUCCA